Benincasa hispida (wax gourd) is the source of this 1271-nucleotide messenger RNA. RefSeq lists its product as uncharacterized. The record is from RefSeq and is a predicted model, not a curated record. NCBI's taxonomy places the organism in Eukaryota, Viridiplantae, Streptophyta, Magnoliopsida, Cucurbitales, Cucurbitaceae.
CGCAUUUUCCAAAGAAAUAAGAGAGAGACUCUGUAAAGUGUAGACUCCCUCCACUUCCUCUGAGUUCCUCAUUCUAAUUUCUUUGUCUUCUUCUUCUUCAUUUCUCUCUUAAUUGCUUAAUUAAUUUUGGCGUCCAUUAAACUGGCAUUUAAGACUCUCACGAUUCUCGUAUUUUUGUUCUUGGGGCCUGGUUUUAGUUUCGAAUUUCGACCCCUUACGGGGUUCCGAGAAUAAUUAAGAACAGAGAGGUGGGUUUCAUCAGAAUCUUUGAAUAAACUCACGAGAUCUCCAUGGCCAUGGCUAAAGUGUGAUUUUACAGGAAGCUGCUCGGCGAGAAAGGGAGGCUAGGACCAUUUGGGGAUUUUUAACCGAUCAAAUGGACGGUGUCGAUGGAGGAGGAAGGCAGCGGCCCAGUUUAAAGCAACGGCUAGGAUUUAAGGUUAUGGGCUGUUGUGGUGCUACUUGGGGUUUCCGGUCGCCGACUGUAAGCGUCAGAAACGGCGGCGGCGAUGACGAUGACCGGAGAGUACCGGAUGUGGAGGUGACGAACACGCGCCGGGAGGAAAGGGAGUUGGAUCGGAGUUGCUUGAGUCCGUUGUCCGUGCAGUCGCCGGGGCCGUCCGGGAUGAACUUGGCCACAGCUCUAGCGGCGGAGCGUCGUUUAAGAGCGUCCCCACGUGGAAUGGAAGGGGGCAUUGUGGAAUUUAAUAACAACGAUUUUGACUCACUGGGCGGAAUGAUGGGAACGGGGACGCCGUUGAGGGUGUCGCUGAUGCGGCUGCUGGAAGAAACAGACGGCGGUCGUGGCGGUUGUGGGAAUUUGGGAGUGGCGGAAACAAAGAGAGAAGAGCCGGGAAAUGAUUCGAUGUGUUGCGUGUGCAUGGGAAGGAAAAAAGGAGCGGCAUUUAUCCCAUGUGGGCAUACGUUUUGUAGGGUUUGUUCGAGGGAGCUGUGGCUAAAUCGAGGAUCUUGUCCGCUUUGCAACCGUCCGAUUAUAGAGAUUCUUGAUAUAUUUUGAAGGACCAUGAUUAAUACGAUGCGGAUGAGAACAGAGGAUUGUUGGUGACGGGAAGGGCCUAGUGCUUUUGCCUCAAGAUUCGCGACAGACUGUUUUCAUUGGACGGCACUGAACGAUGGCCGUAUCUGGGCGCCAUGUGUAUGCGAUGCGGAUGACAAAACUUUUUCACGUCCGAGAAAAAAAAAAAAAGUUUAAUUAAUAAUUUAAUAGUUUCGAUGUAAUUCAUAUAAUUUUAAACUUUAUACAUGGGAUU